GAGGAGGAGGAGGGAGGGAGAGAAGUUCAAUUCGAUUCGAUCGUCCCUGUUCUUCUCUCUCUCUCUCUCUCUCUCCCGUCACGACGCCAAUGCAAUCGCGGUCGCUGGCUGCGCAGAAUCGAGGCCAUGCUCUCCGCCGUCCUCGCCGUCGUCAACGACAUCCGUCUUGUUUAAUCGCCUAGUUUCAGCCGGAAGGAAGGGGAACGCCUAUUCUUUAUUUGUUGCCUUGCUGCUCGUAAAAUAUUAAAUGUGCCCAUGUACUCGAGCAACUUGAAAGGAUUCGUCCUCGCCGUCGUCUCCAGCGCCUUCAUCGGCUCCAGCUUCAUCAUCAAGAAGAAAGGCCUCCAGCGAGCCGGCGCCAAUGGCGCUCGCGCCAGUGGUGGAGGAUAUGCUUACUUAUUGGAGCCACUAUGGUGGUUGGGCAUGAUUACGAUGAUUGUAGGCGAGAUUUCGAAUUUCGUAGCUUACGCUUACGCCCCUGCCGUGCUCGUGACGCCACUGGGCGCAUUAAGUAUCAUUGUGAGUGCUAUCCUGGCGCAUUUCAUGCUGAACGAGAAACUCCAGAGGAUGGGGAUGUUGGGGUGCCUUUUGUGCAUUGUGGGCUCCACGGUAAUAGUUCUUCAUGCUCCCGAAGAGCGUUCAAUUGAUUCUGUUGAGGAAAUAUGGGAAUUAGCAAUUCAACCAGCAUUUCUUUUGUAUACGGCGUCAGUAAUAGCAGUAGCGUUGACGCUGAUAUUUUAUUGUGCUCCUCGCUAUGGCCAAACCAAUAUACUGGUUUACAUUGGAAUUUGCUCUGUCAUUGGGUCCUUGACGGUUGUAAGUAUCAAGGCAAUUGGCAUUGCAAUCAAGCUGACAUUGGAGGGAAUGAACCAGAUUAUAUAUUUCCAGACGUGGAUUUUUGCAAUGGUUGCAGUUACCUGUAUCAUCACCCAAUUAAAUUAUCUAAACAUGAUUGUAAGGGGUAAUUACAAGCUAGAAAAGGGAGUGGAAGGAAAAGACAGUUCCACUCCACAUAUCUCUCAUGGCGUUCCUAUUAAGGAUCUGCCCGCAGGACCACGUUAAUUGGAGAACCUUGCCGGGAGUAGAUCAACCAGAAUCUGACUGAAGUGAAGCAAAUACGCGCAACUAGUCAACUGUUUCUGCUAUUUGGACAGUGCGGCACAGUUCUCGUUUGAGCUUUUCUAAGUUGAGGAUCAAUUAAGCUUUUACGCCCCCAAACACUCAACAUUUACAACAUGGACAUUCACCAUGUGGAAGGCUCCUAGCAUGCAUAGUGCAUCCUGGUGCUGUGAAAUGACGACAGUUAGCAUUAUGGAACUAUGGCCUCCAAUAGCCCUUGAGUUUUAAGUAUGAUGCUGAUGCAACAAGGACUAGGGUUGGGGUGUAGUGGGCUUGUGAAACCCAAGUCUCAUAUGGGAUGUGAAAGAGGAUACUGGAAGAUACUUAAGGAGAGACCCACCAGCUCCCGAAACACAUCACUUGCAUACUUAUUUUGAGAGCUUAUGAGUCAUUUCGUUACUGCUUACAUGGUUAUGAGGACUGUCAAAUAUAGUCGCAACUACAUGCCAGAGUUUCUUGUUUGUCCCCUUUUCAUGCAAUGAUGGCGUUCUGCUGUAAUUUGCUGCUGGACUUCUUUGGAAUGAUUGGGUAAAGAAUCAGGGGACACUGGGUGAAGCAUUUAGUUCAUUAUCUGUCCCUUGAUGUUAAGCAUAUUAAUUCUGUUAGUGGCCCCUUAUGAUUAAUCAUUAUUUUGGUUAGUAGUUAUGCUCCCAAGACAUUGAAUUUAAUUUUUCAUGGCCAUUUAAUCUAACACCCCUUUCAAAUG
This is a messenger RNA of Rhodamnia argentea, 1825 nucleotides long. RefSeq names its product probable magnesium transporter NIPA6. Gene Ontology annotation, molecular function: magnesium ion transmembrane transporter activity. The record is from RefSeq and is a predicted model, not a curated record. The transcript has 7 exons. Lineage: Eukaryota; Viridiplantae; Streptophyta; Magnoliopsida; Myrtales; Myrtaceae. Gene Ontology annotation, biological process: magnesium ion transport. Gene Ontology annotation, cellular component: membrane. The coding region runs from base 256 to 1062 and encodes 268 amino acids.